CACGUCCGACCAGCCCAAGUAGAAAGUGAAACUGGUGGAAGGUUGCUAUAAAAAUUGUAGCAGCCUCAAAGCGAGCCCAGUCGAGGCGAGCGAGCCACAACACUCACAGCUGUCACGCAAAAAUGCUUCUGCUAAUUCUCGCAACCCUGACAGCCUUGGCGGCGGCAAGACCGUCUUUCAUCGCGGUUCCAGCCGACCAAAUUGCCUUCAUCGACCUCUCCAACAUCCAUUCGCGCCACGUGAGGGUGCCUCGCCAGACCCUCUCGCCGCCCCCUCCGCUCCCCGUCGCCCUUUAUGACCAGGAAUACCAGCCAGUACAGCUACAGCAGUACCAUCAUCAACCUGUAGGACUAGCACCGCUUCUAGAACCUCAAAAUCCCACCAAAGUCUUAACUCUACAACAACAGCCCCAGGAUACUAUAGGAGCACAUUCACUGACACCAUCAGCACGCUUGUCGGAACGGCCCCCGGACUUCGGAGAAUACGUAGACUUUGGCGCUCAUACUGGUGAUAACGGUGCUUUUGGAUGGUAUGCUGACUAUCCUAUAAAUCAUCACGACGAUAUAAGUUAUAGAAAGUAAAGUUACCAAUGAACAUUGAAUUUCAUUGUCAAAAUUUCGAACUUCAAAUUUUCUCGCCAAGUUGUGAUUUUUUAAAGAUUUGCGCGUUCUUUUAACACGAAAAUUGAUCUUCAAAAAUCAAUAUUACCGCCGUCAUUUUGAGGUUGAAGUUACUUUUAAGUCGGUAUACACAAAAAAUGAAGUUUGAAGUUUGAAGGAGACAAUGAUCGAAUGAAUUUCGUUGUUUUAAAGCAUAAAAUGACACCUUGCCAAUUUUAUUUAGCACUUCGAAAAUGUUACCAAAGACAGUAUUAUACGCGUAAAUCGCAUUUCUCUUUUAAUGCAGAAUAACCGCACAUUUGUUUUAGACGGUUCAUUCCGCUUUUUUAUGCACUUUGAUAAUUUUCAUUUUGAUAUUUUAGGUUGUUCUAAUGUUCCUAUAUUUUACAUUGUAAGUUGUUGCUUGAUCAAAGAACUGUGAUACGAACCGAUGUAGUUAAUUUUCUUUUCAACUUUAACCUUUUGCUAUCUUUUAACGUUCUAGCUUUAGUACUAUCAGCUUAUGUUGUAUUUUUUCUAUACUUUUCUAAUCUUUACUAUUUUUAUGAAACUUUAUUUUUAAGGCAUCUUCUGCUUAAUAUUUUCUUAUUUAUGUUCAUAAAUACUAGUUUUUCAUGAACCUUUAGCAUGCUUUAUCUUCGCUUAUUCUACACUUUUAUCUGCACUCAUUCUUGCUCAUUUUAUCUAUCACAUUUGUAACUAUCACUUCUAUUCUAUCACUAUUUCUUUAUCUUCUUAAUAUAUUUUUACUGCUAUCUUCGCUUCAUUUCAUGCCAUUUCCGCUUCAUUUCUGUUUCUUCAUUUACAUUUUAUCUGUCACAUUUGUAACUAUCACUUCAUUUCUAUCACUGUUUCUUUAUCUUCUUAUUAUAUUUCUUUACUGUUAUCUUCGUUUCAUUUCAUAUCAUUUCCUCUUCAUUUCUGUUUCUUCAUUUACAUUUUGUCUAUCAAAUUUGUAACUAUCACUUCAUUUCUAUCACUGUUUCUUUAUCUCCUUAAUAUAUUUCUUUACUGUUGUCUUCGUUUUAUUUCAUGUCAUUAACGCUUCAUUUCUGUUUCUCUAUUUGAUUGCUAUAUUACAAACAUUUAUAAUGUACUGAAUAACCAUCGUUUUACAUUUUCAUUUCACGGCUAUCAUCUGUCAAUAUCGACACAAUAUCACACCACUUAAAAUAAGUAAAUAGAUUGCCUAAAUACUUAUGUAGUCGUUUUGUUUAUCACUUAUCUUAUCUAUGUCUAUACUUUUCACAUUUCAUUUAGCUUUUCUACUUUUUCUUGCAACGCUUGCACUUGGUACCAAACGUAUGCAAUCCAACACUCAUGCUUCUUUCCUUUUUCUACCUUCCACUUUCAAUUUUACUUUAUAUAUUAUUUAUGUUUCUUUCCUUCUUCCAUCUUUCACUUAUAAAUAAUUUUUCUUCCAUAUUACUAUAAUACUUUUUCAUCUCUUACCUUCCACUUUAAAGUAUUUUUCUUCCUAUACUGUUAAUGUUUCUUUCCUUCUCCCAUCUUCAACAUUAAAAUUGCUUUUCAUUAUUUAUGUCAUACAUUUUUCCUCUAAGAUGUCACAUUAAAUAUCUUUUCUGUCAUUCUUUCUGCUCCUUUUCUUCUUCUACUUAUUUUCGUACCAUCUCUUUAUCUGUUAUCUUUCGCUCUGAUUUCUUUAUCUCUUUAAAGGCUCGUUCAUUGCUUUCUACUUUCUACUAUCUCUCAGUCUUUUCUGUCUAUAAAAGUCCUUCUAUAAAUUCUAAUAUUCACUUUUUUCCGUUUAUUUUUAUUCGUUAUUCAACUUCAUUAUUCCCUUCAUAAUUUUCCUUCAAUUUCUAUUAAUUUCUAAAAAAAAUCUUAUCUUUCCUUCUUUCCCAGUUUUAUUCAAUACUAUUACUAGCUAGCUCUGCCUUUUUCUUCAUCUGACUUUACCUCUUUCUUUUUCUAUAUUUUCCUUUUCUUAAUUCUUCGCUUCAUUUUUAAACUUCUCCUAUUACGCUUUCUUCUUUAUUUCCAAUAGAUCUCACUCAGUAUUUAUUUCUCCAUCUUUAGAUCCUCUUUUCAUAUACAUACUUUUUAUAUAUUACAGAAUUAUGUAUGAUUUUACUUUGAAAUAUUUUUAUCAUUCAAUCCUUUUUAUUUUUCUCAUUUUCGUAAUUUUUUCCUUCUCUUACUGUAUUUGUACCUUUCAUAUGAUAAUUUUUGUAUAAUAUUUUUAUACUGAAUUACAUAUUUUUACAUUUCAAUAAUUUAAUUUUAUUGCUAUAUAUGUUUCUUAUAUUUAUUUUUUACCUAUUUUCAUUUACUGUCGUCUGACUUGAUUUGUUCUGUGUUACUAUUUUUCCUUUCUAUCUAUUUCAUUCUGUAUACCGUACAAAAAAUAAAAACCGUCAUCUAUUUUUCUUGCCUUCCUUCCUUCUUUAGCAUUAUUACGUCACACAAACAUCGCAACCUGUCUAUUACCACCUUUUUAUCUUUUUACUCUACUUCAGACUAGUUUUCAUCUAUUUUGCUUUGAUGUCAUUUCUAUUCCUCACUUCUGCGUUUUUUCAUCACACGUCGUCUAACUUAGCUUUAGUAUUAUAUUUAUGAACAUUUCAAUAUUUUAAUUUAUUUUCUUCUCAUUCAAUUCAGCAUUUAUAAAUUAUUUCAUAUUUUCUUAUAAAUUUCUCGCUAUACUAUAUUCUUCUAUCUCGACCACCUUUAUAGUUCUUUUUCUACCUGUGAGCAUCUUUUUUCUAUAACUGUAUUAUAAAUAUGUUGCUUUUAAAUAAUUCUCAUUUAUGUUGACAUAUCUUUUUAUACCACGUUUUUCUUUUCUUUUUUGUAUCAUCUAAGUACUUUACGCCGCCUGUAUUUUUAACUGUACCAUAUUAUUUAAGUAACAUAUGACUUCUACAAAUUACCUUAUUUCCUUCUAUUCUUUUUUUCGACGUACUACAAAUGCCUUUUUUCUUCUUUUGCAAUAGUCACUACGCUUGUUUUUACUAGCUUCCAAAAGGAAAUUGUACAAUUACCAUUUUUCAUCUUUUACGCAAUUGUUUAUACUUUCUUUCCACCUUUCAUAUCUAUUUUAUAUUUAUUUCUAGAAUUUUCGUUUCUUUUCAUAUUUCCAUCUAAACUUUUUCGACUUCUAGAAAUGCCUUUUUUCUUCUUUUGCAAUAGUCACUGCGCUUGUUUUUACUAGCUUCCAAAAGGGAAUGGCAAAAAUACCAUUUCUCAUCUUUCACACUAUUCGUUAUACUUUCUUUCCACUUUUUAUAUUUAUUUCUCGAAUAUUACUUUGUUCUUAAUGGUUUGCCAUCUUUUACUUUUCAUAUUUCCUUACUUCCUUCUAUUCUUUUUACGACGUAAAGAAAUGCCUAUUUUCUUCUUUUACAAUAGUCACUACGCUUGUUUUUACUAGCAUCCAAAAGGAAAUGGUAAAAAAUACCAUUUUUCAUCUUUACACUAUUUGUUAUUUUCUUUUUACUUUCUUUCUUUCAUGUCUAUUUUAUAUUUAUUUCUAAAUUUUUACUUUGGUUUGCCAUAUUUUACUUCUCAAUUCUGUCACAACUGGGUUUUCAUUACUUCCAAUAUUUUCUAUUUCUUUCUUCGUUUUCUAUCUAAGUAUUCUUAUAAACCUUCACUGUUUUCUCUUCGUGCAUUGAAAGCGAAUGUUCUGCAAAAAUGUAUAAAACAUUGAAACAUUUAUAUAUUUGCCUUUUUUGCAAUGAGGUAUGGGGUACCUACAGUUUAGCAAUUCAGUUCUUGAUUGGAACUGAAAAGGAAAACACUUUGUGUUGUCAUUGUUCGGAAAUAAGGAGUGUGGCGAGGAUAUGGUACAGCCCCACACUCACUGCGACCAUGUUCUAACGCGAGUGUGCUCUAAGUUUUACCCUACCUCGUCCAGUAUUGAUUCCGCCGUAAAACAAUGUUAUUGUACGUACUUUACUAUUAUAUAGGCAAAAUACCUGUAAUUACGAUUAUAUUUCUCCGAGCUAUAUCUUAUUUUAUACUCUGUCUAUGUCCAUUCCAUAUCUAUGGCUCUUUAUCUUUCUACAUUUCUUUAACCCUUAAUUUGUCUUUACUCC
This is a messenger RNA of Hyposmocoma kahamanoa, 4681 nucleotides long. RefSeq lists its product as uncharacterized. The record is from RefSeq and is a predicted model, not a curated record. The transcript has 3 exons. Lineage: Eukaryota; Metazoa; Arthropoda; Insecta; Lepidoptera; Cosmopterigidae. Bases 123 to 581 code for a protein of 152 amino acids.